Centropristis striata (black sea bass) is the source of this 1119-nucleotide messenger RNA. Its product is annotated as E3 ubiquitin-protein ligase TRIM39-like. The record is from RefSeq and is a predicted model, not a curated record. The transcript has a single exon. Bases 1 to 1119 code for a protein of 372 amino acids. Gene Ontology annotation, molecular function: protein binding. Lineage: Eukaryota; Metazoa; Chordata; Actinopteri; Perciformes; Serranidae.
AUGCUCUGCACUCAUUCAGACCACAAGACACACGAUGUUGUUCCUCUGAAAGAAGAAUAUGAAGGAAAGAAGGCCGAGCUGGGGAAGACAGACACUGAAAUUCAGCAGAUGAUCCAGAAGAGACGACUGAAGAUUGAGGACAUCAAACACUCAGUGGAGCUCAGUAAGGACGAUGCAGACAGAGAGACAGCAGAUGGUGUUCAGGUCUUCACCGCUCUGAAGGAGUCUGUUGAGAGAAGCCAGGCCGAGCUCAUCGACACGAUCAAAGAGAAGCAGAGAAAGACAGAGAAACAGGCAGAAGGCUUCAUCAAAGAGCUGGAACAGGAAAUCUCUGAGCUGAAGAAGAGAAGCACUGAGGUGGAGCAGCUCUCACAGUCUGAAGACCACCUCCACCUCCUCCAAAGCUUCACCUCCCUGAACGCUGCUCCACCCUGCAAAGACUGGACGGAAGUCAGCGUCCGUCCAUCUUCAUAUGAGGGGACUGUGGUGAGAGCUGUGAAUCAGCUGGAGGAGACACUCAGUAAACAGAUGAAGAAGCUGUUUGAGGCUGAGCUGAAGAGGGUCCAGCAGUCUGCAGUGGAUCUGACACUUGAUCCUGAUACAGCACAACCCAAACUCAUCCUGUCUGAUGAAGAAAAACAAGUGAAACAUGGUGAUGUAAAGAAGAAUCUCCCAGACAAUCCAGAAAGAUUUGAUACUUGUGCCUGUGUUUUAGCAACGCAGAGUUUCUCUUCAGGAAGAUUUUACUACGAAGUUCAGGUUAAAGGGAAGACUGAGUGGGAUUUAGGAGUGGUCAGAGAGUCGAUCAACAGGAAGGGACACAUCAGACUGACACCUGAGAAUGGAUACUGCUCAAUACGUUUGAGGAAUGAAAAUGAGUACAAAGCAUGUGCUGGCCCUGAGGUCCGUCUCUCUCUGAAGUCUCGGCCUGAGAAGGUGGGGGUGUUUGUGGAUUAUGAGGAGGGUCUGGUCUCCUUUUAUGACGUUGAUGCUGCAGAUCGUAUCUACUCCUUUACUGGCUGCUGCUUCACUGAGAAACUCUACCCAUACUUUUGGCCUGGUAAUAACAAUGCUGGUAAAAACUCUGCCCCUCUAAUCCUUUCCUGUCAGUCACACUGA